AUGGCGGUUAGAUUUGUGGUUUACACCGGUGGCAAGUGGGAAUUCGUUGACGGUAGGCGUGAGUACGUAAUGAAAGCUGAUUCUCUUAUACGUGGGUUUGAAAUUAAUUUAGCCAAAAUUUCGUAUGAUACCUUUUUUAAAAAUGUGUGUGACUUUUGUGGUUUUCGAAAUAUCACACGGUUAUCCUACAAGAUGUCUGAUUAUUCUGAACCUAUAGAUAUUAUAGAUGAUUCAGAUCUUUUAUUUUUUUUCAAACUGAGGGAAAAUAAUCCUACAAAACUUUUUAAACUAUACGUGGUGCAAGAAGUUGGUGUGGGUUCUUCUUCUUGUGCUCCUACGUUUGAAUAUAAAUGCCCCGAUUUAAAUGAUUGUGUUUUUUCAAACGAUGAAAUUAAUGCCAGCGAUAAACUAGAAUUUAUUGAUAAUAAAGAUAAAUGUCGAUUUUAUGAAGGCUACACCUUUCGUAACAAGCAGGAAAUGAAAAUCGAACUAGGAAAGAUGUGCUUAUCCGAAUCUUUUUCGUAUAAAGUAGACAGGUCAUCAAAGACUCGUUAUGAAGUAUCAUGUGUUGUCGAAAAUUGUGAGUGGAGUUUCAAAUCCGCUAGUCGGCAAUCUUGUGAUGUUUUCUACGUUAAAUCUUUUAACAACAAACAUACGUGUUCUAAGACGCAGACACAUCCACACAUGCGUCAGGCUAACCCAAUGGUUGUGGGUAGCAUGUUAAAAGAACAAUUUCAAAACUCUGGUCGAAUUUACCGUUGCCCCGAAAUAGUCAAAGAUCUUAGAAUAAAAGAAGGAGUCAAUAUAACUUAUAUGCAAGCGUGGCGAGGAAAAAACAAUGCAUUACAACUUUUGCAUGGAAAUUCAGCAAGUUCUUUUGCUGAACUUCCUAUUUACUGCUACAAUUUGGAGAAGGCUAAUCCAGGAACAGUGACACACAUAUUGACUGAUUCGGAUCGUUUUGAAAUGGUAUUUGUCGCCCUAGGUGCCGCGAUUCGUGCCUUUGUAAGAACCUUAAGACCGGUCAUUAUCAUAGACGCGGCCCAUUUGAAAGGUGAGUUUAAAGGAACGUUGUUUUUGGCUGUGGGCAUGGACGGAAACAAUCAGAUUUUGCCUGUUGGUUACGGGAUUGGUAAAUCCGAAGACGGUAAUUCGUGGACUUGGUUCCUUUCAAAACUUAAAGAUUGUAUUGGCGAUCAUCCAGAGUUGGCAAUCAUUUCUGAUCGAGCACCUUCUAUACAAUUAGCCACUUGCAAAUCUUACCGGCUAUCCGAUUUUGAGGAGUCUUUCAACGCGUUAUGUGUCGCAGUUCCGAGACUAAGGAACACUCUUACGACAAUUGGGUUUGAGAAGUGGUCAAGAGCACAUUGUCCUGUUAAAAGAUACCAUUAUAUGACUUCUAAUAGUGCCGAGUCGAUGAACGCUCUAUCGAAACAUUCCCGAAAAUUGCCGGUGACGCAACUUAUUGAAUUUUUCCAGCAAUCUGUUCAAAAAUGGUUUUAUGAUCGUCGCAACCAGGGAAUCCAUGGUGAACACUUGCUAACAAAGUGGGCUGUAAAUAAGAUCCAAGACAAAAUUGAUAACUCUAGGACUUGGACGGUUACCGGCGUUCGUGUUAACAGUUUUGAAGUUGAAGAUGGUAAAAAAAGAGGGUUCGUUGAUUUAGCUAACGGCACAUGCACUUGUCGGGUAUGGCAAUUAUCGGGUUUGCCAUGUGGUCACGUUAUUGUUGUAUCAAGAUUUUUAGGUGAAACCGACUGUGGUCAUUAUUCCAUGUCAUGUUACAGUAACGAAGUUUAUAAAGCAACGUAUGCAGAAGAGAUAAAUCCUCUCCCGCAUAAAUCUGAGUGGGAAAAAACGGACGGUUUAUUAAAUCUGCAACCACCGAAUAUUACCAAACGUCAAUCCGGUCGGCCAAAGGAAAACAAGCGAAUCCUAUCACGAGGGGAGGAACCCACUCCCAUAUUCUGUGGUCGGUACCGAAGUCACGGCCAUCACCGGGAAAGUUGUAGACACCCCACCUAUUCCCAGAGUACCUCCCGGGGCAUCUCAACGGCACAUGUACGAAGCGUACAAGUCGAACCAGAGGAUUUUCGGGAUUACGUAUCGCAACAUACAAUCCCCACGUACAAUUUAGGAGAGAAUUAA
Molecule: messenger RNA, 2148 nt
Organism: Helianthus annuus (common sunflower)
Lineage: Eukaryota; Viridiplantae; Streptophyta; Magnoliopsida; Asterales; Asteraceae
Exons: 3
Coding region: 1-2148 (715 amino acids)
Molecular function (GO): zinc ion binding
Source: RefSeq, a predicted model, not a curated record